CAAAAUUGAAUGCAUUCGAUUGURUAUGCACUUGCAGUAGUAAGUUGUGUAAUCUCUAUACUCUAUACACACUAUUACGGUAAUAGUGUAAUAACACUACACCCCCGCGUCCCACCUAUUCGUAGUGUUAUUUCUCGUUGUUUAAACUUUAAUUUAUUCGUCUCGUUCUCAUGAAUGGCUARUUGCAUGUGCGUAGAUGAAUAGUUUUUUGACUAGUGUCCGUCAUUGUCCGUUGUCCGUCGUUCUCGUGCGCGCGUCUCUUUCCACCGUCUCGCCAUUCGCCGUGCGAAGACUAGACUACACGGCGCCGUCGCGGUUCAUAUUUUUUCAGACUGAAUCGCAUGGCCAACUAUAAGUCAUCGAUUGUUGGACAAAAUGGACCCUGUCAUUAGGUUCACGGCCGCCGGUGUCUGCCGACCAAUUGUCUUCGGUGCUUCUUUGUGAAUCCUACCCACCCGCGUUAUCUCGUCGCAUCGACAUGAUUUCGUAUGGACCCCGUUCUGUGGCACCGCCGCUCAUGGCAGCAACGAUAUUGUUAAUUAUGGUCAAAUGUUCUGUUUCGUUUGCCCACUCUUCGAGGCAACAGAUCCAAGAUGGUUCGAUCAGCGACGACACUACCGGACAUCACGGUCGAUGUGAGUCCAUCACCAUACCGUUUUGCAUGGGCAUUGCGUAUAAUGAAACAAUCAUGCCCAACUUGUUGGGCCAACAGCGUCAAGACGAAGCGGGCUUCGAAGUGCAGCAGUACUAUCCACUGGUGAAAAUCCAGUGUUCACAUGAUCUGCAAUUCUUUUUGUGCAGCGUUUUUGCUCCUGURUGUACUAUAAUCGAGAGACCUAUUCCACCCUGUCGGUCACUGUGUGUAUCGGCACGCAAUGGCUGUGAAGCAAUCAUGAACCGUUUCCAGAUUGAAUGGCCCGAUAAUCUGGAAUGUUCAAAGUUUCCUGAAAAUGGCCAACUCUGUGUUGGUGAGAAUAAUGUAACAAACACUUCACCAACACCACAGACUGGUUUAAUAGAACAAAAUGGAAAAGAUUUAACUGCGCCUGGAUCUAGACACUUUUCAGGAGAUCAAGGAUAUUCCAAGAAUUCCAACAACUUUGAUAUUGGAUUUGUUUGCCCUCAACAAUUUCGAAUUGAAUCUAAUAGAAACAAAAAAAGAUCUGACAGGAACAAUCAAGUUUACACAUUAAAAGUUGGAAAUAAGGUAGUGAAAGACUGUGGAGUGCCGUGUGAUGCAUUCUGGAGUCAAGAUCAAAUGCGCAAAGCUAGAUCAUGGGUGGCUUUGUGGUCUGUGCUGUGUGCUAUAUCCUGUUUGUUUACAUCAUUAACAUUUGCCAUUGAUACACACCGUUUUCGAUAUCCUGAACGACCAAUAAUAUUCUUGUCUUUAUGUUAUCUGAUGGUUUCCAUAUCUUAUCUGAUUGGAUAUUUAUCAGGAAACAAUAUUGCGUGCAACAAACAAAAUUUAAUCACACAAGGUACAGACGAUAAUGAAUGGUGUACUGUACUAUUUAUGGUGUCUUAUUUCUUUAGUACUGCAUCUUCUGUAUGGUGGGUUGUGUUGACGUUGACUUGGUUUCUUGCUGCGGGACUUAAAUGGGGACAUGAAGCUAUUGAAGCAAAUUCUCAUUAUUUCCACUUAGCAGCAUGGACAGUUCCUGCUGCUAAAACAAUUACAGUAUUGGCUAUGGGAAAAAUUGAAGGUGAUGUUUUAACUGGUAUCUGUUCAAUGGCUGUUUGGAGUGAUGAUACUGCUGUGAGAGACAUGGUGCUGAUUCCUUUAGUGGUGUAUCUGAUUUUGGGUACAGCAUUUUGGAUGGCUGGAUUUGUUUCUUUAUGCCGCAUUCGAAAAGUAAUGAAACACGAUGGUACCCGAGGAACUGACAAGUUGGAAAAAUUGAUGAUACGUAUUGGCGUCUUUAGUGUUCUAUACACAGUACCUGCUGUGGCUCAAAUCUUAUGUUUAGUUUAUGAACAUAUAAAUCUCAGUUCAUGGAUUAUUAGUUGGCACUCUACUCUUUGUCAAGAUCCAAAGUAUGCUCUACCAUGUCCUUCUCAACCCAGUGACACAGGAARAAAACCUAACUUUGAGGUGUUUAUAGCUAAAUAUUUUGUUUCGUUAUUAGUUGGUCUUACAUCGAGUGUUUGGAUUUGGUCUGGUAAAACUCUGAAUAGUUGGCAAAAAUUCUUGGCAAAAAUUCGACCUAAUUCAGGUAAAUCUGAAGCAUAUGUUUAAUUUAAUUUAAUGUUUGAUUUAUCAAUAUAUYAAAAUAUUUGUUUUUCAAUAAUUUAGAUUUUUUACAGACUAAUAUAUUUUAUACUAUUCACUARAUGUAUAUUAAUUAGGGAUGAUUUGAUACCACUUUUUAUUUAUCUAAUUAACUAUUAUAUUGGUUUUAAGUCCAAUAUUCAAUUUACAUAUUAAUUUUCAAAAUUGAGCCACUCUUUAAUUGAUUCAGAAUUAGCAACUCUAAAUGUUAUGUAUAUAAUUAUAAAUGUUGUAGUAAUUACAUUUAUGUGUACAUAUAAAAUAACAAUAAUCAUUAUUUAGGCUUGUUUAACAACAUAAUAAAUAUUACYAAGUAGUAACAGUUAUCCUUAUUUAUUAGCAAUGCAAAAUAAUUAUUGAUGUGACGCUAUAAUUAUAAUUUUUUUUUACAUUUUAUAUGCCACAAUUUCUACUGCUAUUAUUUAUGUAGUGUUAUUAUUCUCAUUGAUAAUUUGUUACACAUAAUAUAUAUAUAUGUGCGUGUGCGUGUGUGCAUUUUUAUUUGAUCAGUGCUAGCUUAGCUAUAUUGGCAUUAACAUUAAUCAUUAUAGGUAAUUAUGAUAUAACAAUUUAUUUUUGAGUACAAUUGGCAUAAAGGACUAGCGACUUGAGCCAUACCAACUCUGUUUUUUUUUUCCAAAACUACUGUAAUUCACUGUACAACUAUAUUGUUAUCAAAAUCUGUCUUUUGAACAAACUUAUUAAAUAAUUUAUGCAUUUAUAUUUAUUCAAUGUUAAUAUCAUGUACCAAUAAAAUAAAACUGACAGUUUGUUUUUCUGUUAAGACUAUUAUGAACAUUUCAUUGUUAUAAAACUGCCAUAUUUUUAACAUUAAGCUCAUAAAACAAUUCCAAAGUUUA
This is a messenger RNA of Diuraphis noxia (Russian wheat aphid), 3132 nucleotides long. Its product is annotated as frizzled 4. NCBI's taxonomy places the organism in Eukaryota, Metazoa, Arthropoda, Insecta, Hemiptera, Aphididae. The record is from RefSeq and is a predicted model, not a curated record. Gene Ontology annotation, molecular function: Wnt receptor activity; Wnt-protein binding. Gene Ontology annotation, cellular component: plasma membrane. Gene Ontology annotation, biological process: non-canonical Wnt signaling pathway; canonical Wnt signaling pathway.